This is a messenger RNA of Pomacea canaliculata, 1298 nucleotides long. RefSeq lists its product as uncharacterized. The coding region runs from base 136 to 867 and encodes 243 amino acids. The record is from RefSeq and is a predicted model, not a curated record. The transcript is spliced from 5 exons. Lineage: Eukaryota; Metazoa; Mollusca; Gastropoda; Architaenioglossa; Ampullariidae.
CCUGCAGUUGAAAGCUCACCGGUGUGUGCAUACUUACCUUCACUCACACGGUUGCAGUGCAUCACAAUAUUGGUGAAGACAGCAGCCAGCAUUGGUUUGUGUUUCAUCAACACUAUCCAAGUACAUUUUGGAAAGAUGCCAAGAGAAGGACGAUAUCCCAGUCUGCCCAUCCUCUACACCAAGGGCAGCCAUUUUGACGUGGGUUACAUGACAGGAACUACGUUCGCUGACCGCAUCCGGCGUUACUGGCACGACGAUGAGAACCUGAGCCAGCCAUCUCGUGCGUUGUACGAGUCACGUGACGGACGCGAGCUGUGUGACGUACUUCAAAAGAAAGGAGAAGACAACUUUCCGCAGUACGCGGCUGAGAUUCGCGGCCUUGCAGCAGGGGUUGGAGUGUCAUACGAAGAAAUGUUCUUUCAAAACUCAAUUCUGGACAUGAUGUACAUGGAUGAGGGUGUUGUCCUGGACCUGCUAGGCAAGACGGUUCCUCUGACACGACUGCUAGAGCGCUGCAGCACCGUCCUCCUGAACAGACCCGACGUUAAGGUCAUAGGUCACAACGAGGACGACUACACGGCACUGCAGCAAUACGGUUACAUGGUCUCCGCUGUUGUCGACGAUCCUGACUUUCCUUCCAUGCUACAGGGACAGGGAACCAACGGCUACGAUAACAAUAAAGAAGGUCUUUCUGAAGACAAAUGCACAUCCAGCAGAGUGCUACCCGGGAAUGCUACCCGGCGUGGCCUUCAGCUUCAACGACCACGGGUUGGUUUUCUGUAUCAACUCGCAGACCACCGACACCGUUUAUUGCGGCGCUCCAAACGCUUGCAUUACGCGCAGUCUUCUGGGCGCAGCUUCCGUUGAACAGUGUCGCCAUCUACUGGAGAACAGACGGCGAGGUGGAGGGAACUUGGGGUUCAGUGUCAACAUUGCGGAUGUGAAGUCUCCUGAUGUUCUGUGGUCGGCUGAGGUCCAACCAGGUCUCCUUGGCAACAAAGUGCACAUGCACCCUGUAGUGGAAGCCGCCUUUGGUGACAUGGAGGACAAAGGCUGCUAUUUUCAGACCAACACCUAUCAGCAUCUCUCUAUCUCCAACAAGCUCUAUUCCCAUUUGCAGCGCCCUCUGGCGAGGAGCAGUCGCGCUAAAGAAAUGUUUCCCUGCGCUGACGAGCACGACGUGCUCCGAGUGCUAGGAGACACUGAAAUAUACAACGACUUUGUCAUUUUCCGUAGACCUACUAGCAAAGAUAAGUUGACCACAUGUACCACUGCCCUGUUUGACAUCAAAGGGAAGC